AUGGUGAAGGACGAUUUGUACAUAACAGUGCCUUGUUAUUUUCGGUGCCCCAUUUCUCUUGAUGUGAUGAAAUCCCCUGUGAGUCUGUGCACUGGUGUGACGUAUGACCGCACCAGCAUCCAGCGGUGGUUGGACAGCGGUAAUAAUACCUGCCCCGCCACCAUGCAGGUGCUUCAGACCAAGGAGCUUGUCCCCAACCAUACUCUACAAAGGCUUAUCAAGAUCUGGUCCGAAUCUGACUCGGUCCAGACUCGGCCUGUAAAUAUACAGGCAACUCACCAACCCAGCUCGCUCACUCAAGACAACGUUCAUGAACUCAUCAACCAGCUGGAAAAUGAGCUUAAGAAUAUUGAUAAGGAUUCCAGUUUCCAAAUCUACACAAUUUCGAGGCUGAUUUUAUUCGCCAAGGAAGUGGAAGAAAACGGCAAGCUCUUGGCCUCAGCCGGCGGCGCUAGGCUUUUACCGUUGUUUAUUGCGGCUCUUGGCAAUAAACAAUUGGUGAAAGAUCUUGAGGUUUUUGAGAAAUUUGUUCAGUUUUGUAACAUAAUCUUACAACAGCCAGUAAAAACUGAUUCAGUAGAAGGACGAUCAAAAUCCCCUAUGAUUUCAAGAUUUGAUAUCGGGAAAGAAUUCAAAUCUUCAAUGAUUAUAGGACUUUCACAGGGGAGAUCAGAGUUAAGAACUGCAAUUGCCAAACUUCUCGAAAUCACAUCCAAUUUGUAUUUGGAAGUGAGAAAUUUGAUAUCAGAAGACGAUCAAAUAUACUCAGAAUUACUAAGAUUAAUAGCCAGUGUGGAUUGUAAACCAGAUGCCAUGGAUUCAUCCUUGUCCUGUUUAAUCUGUUUAGCAUUGUCAAAGAGAAACAGGGCUAAAAUCGUGCGCAAUGGCGGCGUAGGCGUGUUGGCAAAAGCUCUAUCGGAAUCAGAAUUGAGCGUUUCACUGACGGAAAAAGUGCUUAAACUUGUGGAAAUGAUGUCGACUUGUAAAGAAGGGAGAGUUGAGAUUUGUAGGAAUGAAAUUUGUGUAGAAUCAAUUGUGAAGAAGGUUUUGAAAGUAACGAAUGUGGGAACUGAACACGCAGUGACAAUAUUGUGGAGUUUGUGCUGUUUAUUCGGGGACAAGAAAGCACAAGAAUGUGUAACAAAGAGCAAUGGCAUGACCAAGAUUUUGCUGCUUAUGCAGAGCAAUUGUUCGGUUGCAGUUAGGCAGAUGUCGAGUGAUUUGCUCAAGGUUUUUCGAUACAAGUCCAAAUCUUCUUUUCUUUCGUGUUACGAUACUAAGACUAUUCAUAUCAUGCCAUUUUGA
Messenger RNA from Fraxinus pennsylvanica, 1305 nucleotides. The record is from the annotation of a GenBank genome assembly. NCBI's taxonomy places the organism in Eukaryota, Viridiplantae, Streptophyta, Magnoliopsida, Lamiales, Oleaceae.